This is a messenger RNA of Clunio marinus, 6544 nucleotides long. The record is from the annotation of a GenBank genome assembly. NCBI's taxonomy places the organism in Eukaryota, Metazoa, Arthropoda, Insecta, Diptera, Chironomidae.
CCUGGGUGGAUGAAAACUUUUCACUGCUGCUGGUGAAAAAUUAAAAUAAGUCUCAAUUAAAAAUCAAAACUGAAUGGUAUUGUUUGACUGUGAUGUUAAAUUAGUGAAAUGUAAUGUAAAAAAUCAAAAUUUAGUGCAAUCAUGGGAAAAUAUGACAGCAGUGAAUUGUUGGAAGCAAGCAGAAAAGGCGAUUACAAUACUGUUGAGAAAAUCUUAAACCAUCACAAAUCCAAGAAAUCUGCCUUCCACAGUUUACGACGAGGUGUUGGAGUAAACACUCAAGAUAACUCUGGAUACAAUGCUUUGCAUCAUGCAUCUUUAAAUGGACACACCGAUGUAGUUCAGCUUUUACUUUCGCAUGACGACAUCAAUCCAAUAUUAUUAGACACCCGAGGCUCAUCACCGUUGCACCUUGCUGCAUGGGCAGGGCAUGCUGACAUUUGCAAACUUUUGCUCACUCAUCCCACAUUACCAGCAGAUCCCAAUGGUUUAACAGCAGAGAAUGAGACUCCUUUGCAUUUUGCUGCUCAACAUGGUCAUCUGACAACACUGAUCGAACUCUUGGCUCAUGGAGCUGAUCCCAAUGUCUUGAAUUGUCGGGAUGAGACACCACUGGAUCUUGGUGCACAAUAUGGUCGUUUACAAGUAGUACAAAUCUUGAUAAGAGCACACAACGAGCUUCUCCUUCCACUCAAAGCUACUUCAACUCCAAUCAAUCACACCGCCUUACAUCUUGCUAGUCGAAAUGGACAUCGUGACAUCGUUGACAUGUUACUUGCAGCCGGUUGUAAUGUAAACAUUCUAACACCAAACGGAAGUGCGCUUCAUGAAGCUGCACUAUGUGGAAAAGAAAAUGUUGUGAAGACUUUACUUCGUGAAGGAAUCGAUAUGGAUUUGAUGGAUUGUGAUGGACGAACGGUUUUUGAUUUAUUAGAUGAAUUUCCAGCUCAUGUUGUGAAUCGAAUUCGAAAUGUAAUUAAUAAUCAUCGACAGUCGAGUAUUUAUGAUAGUGAAUCAGAUGACUUACAUGAAAGUAUCGUCAGAUAUCAAAGACGUGGUCACAGUUCAUCUUAUAGUGGAUAUCAAGCAGGUUCUUCUUCGAAUAGCAAUCGAGGUGGAGGCGGUGGCGGGGGUGGAGGACGACAACAUCAACAACAUCAUCGUUAUCACGAGCAUUAUGAAACUUAUGGCGGGACAACAAGUCCAUCAUCAUCAAUGGGAAGUUUCGGUGGUGCUCCAAGUCCAACACCAAGCCCAGCUGGUGUUCUUGUCGCUAUAAGACCAAAGAAUUCUAAAUCAGCGCCGUUGAAACCUCCGAGGAAAUCUCAUUCAAUUUCACCGCCAACUCAUCCACAAUCACUCAACUUGAUGAGUCAUUCUUUAGACCUUGACUACGACAUUCGUCACAGUUCAAACGAUCAACUUGAUUGUUCAUCAUCAACAUCGUCAAAUAAUAAAAAACAAUCAUCAAAGAGUGGAAGCAAGCAGCGUGGACCUUAUGAGUUCCUUUAUUUGUCGCAUAGUGGUGAAUCUGAAGAUCAGCAUCAGCCACAAUCAAAGCCAAAGACAGCUGAAGAAGUUGUCGAGGAAAAGAUUAAGAACGAUGCUGAUUACAUCAUUAUGAACGCACCAAUAACAAUGCCAGAAAAUUACGAUGAUAAAAUUGUGAGAGUUGCAAAUCCACAUAGAAAACUUCGACGAUCUAAAGAUGGUUUUGGAAAUAUAAAUGAAACUGAAACUUUUGUUCAAAUUCGACGUAAUCCCAACGAACCACCAUUGAGUCCAACACAUUACCCUCAACCAGCGACACCCGAACAUGCACCACCAAGUGCAGGUGAAGCUGAACGCUACAUUCAUGAACGUAUCAGACCAUUGAGUCAGGAAUAUAAGAGGUGUUCCGGUAAAUUGGAUUUAAAUAAAUCACCCGCAUCGGCAUCAAGUGGCUCGCUGAGCUCUGUCUCUUUAUCAAGUUCAACAGACUGCGUUGAAGAGUAUCAUGGAGAUGCGCCUUUUGCUGGUCUCUUCAAAGGCUCGACGAUGACGUUAAAUAAUCAAAACACUUUUAAUACACAUUUGACAACAUUCUCACAAAAUAAUCACAAGCAAGACGAAGCUGUUCGCGCACAGAUGAUGACAAAUAACAACAACAUCAGUAGUAAUAAUAAUAACAAUAACAACGGCUCUAAUUUGGAGCGAGGUGUGAACAUGAUGAGUCCAUUUGAUGAACAAGAAGAAUGGGCAAAAAUAUCAGAAAUUAUGGAGUCGUUUGGGUCUGGCAUAGCAAGAGAAUCAGUAUUUGUAAACGAUAUUGAAAAUGAGUUUAAACAAAGAUUAGGCUUGAAAAAUGCAGAAUCAGGAGAAGCAGUUGGAAAAAGUGAUUCAAAGUUGAAUAGUCCGAUAAUUGAGGAAGAAAUCUCUGAGCUUAAGCGUUGGCUUAAUGACAUUAAAAUGGAACAUCUCGAAGAACAUUUAAUGGAAAAUGGGUACGAUGAUCCUCGAUACUUGAAUGGUUUAAUUUCCAACGAGAACGACCUUGAAGUAUGUGGCAUACCUGAACGUGAUCGUCAAUCUUUGCUUAAUGAGAUUGUAAAGCUGCCAAAACCACCUACGUUAAUGGAUGCGACUAAGAACAACAAAUUAAAUAACAAUCAGCAUCCUGUUCCUACGGUCGACCAGUGGUUGGCCUCGAUACAAUUGGAAGAGUACAUUGAUGUCUUCAAGAAGCACUUGUACAUUGACAUGGAGAAAAUUUAUCGCGUUUGGGAAAUUGAGCUUCAAGCAGUGUUAGAAAUUAACAAGAUAGGUCAUCGAAAAAGAAUUUUAUAUUCACUCAUUGGACAACGUAUCGAGCCACCGAAUAUCGAAGAGAUUAACGAUGAUUGUGGUUCGAACAGUGCUCUAGAUUUAUUAGCUGAUUCAAGUGAUAACAACAACACAACACCGCCUAAACCGGUACCGGCUGUGAAACCAACAACAUUAAAACGUCAUAAGAAAAAUCGACCAGCGCCACAGCCACCCACGCAAACAAACGGUUUGGAGAUAAGAGCGCCUGCGGAACUUCUGCUUUCUAAUCAAGGAAGUUUGCAAGCACAGUGGAAACAUUCAGCAGCCGCUUUGGUAUCGGGAUCAAUCAAAUAUGAAGUGUUUUAUCUUGGAUCGACUGUCAUAAAAGAACUUCGUGGAACAGAGUCGACAAGAAAAUCGAUUCAAAAGUUGAAGAAAGGUGGCGAUCGAGUGAUAUCAUCUGGUUCACCUAACAACACUUCUCUCAUACAAACGAUUAAGCGACCGGUUUGUCUUGCGAUCUCACACAAUGGCGUGCAGUUUAUUGACAUAGCCAGUCAGGGAAUGAUCUGUGAACACAGCGUGAAAAAUAUCGAUUGCGCUUGUCAAGAUGCUGAAGAUUUGUCCCAUUUUGCAUACAUUACCAAAGAUUUCGAGAAUAAUAUUCAUUAUUGUCACGUUUUUUAUGCCGACAGCAUGGAUCUUGCUACUGAAAUAAUUCUCACUUUAGGUCAAGCUUUUGAAGUUGCCUACCAGCUAGCACUUCGUGAAACUUCGUCAACACCAAGCAGUGUGGGUGGCAAACGACCAAUGUCACUUACCAGCACUACCUCAACAUCAGAUCACGGAUAAGCACCAACUUUUUAAACUUGCAAUCGUAAUUAGUUAAAACAAUAUUUAAUACAAAUUUCAUGGUACAUUUGAUAGACGAAAUUUUUUUCUGAACAAUAUGCGACGUUUUUUAAGCGCUGCUUGCGCAUUUUUGUGGAACCAAAAGAAAACAGCAUUUUUACGACUUUAAAGCUCAACCUACAUUUUUUUAAUGUUUUUUGUCGUGAAGUUGACACUUAACGACACAAUUUUAAAGCAAAUUAUGUAUUUGAAUGAUGAGAGCCGGAAAGAAAUAUUUGAGAGAAAAUAAUCAGCUUUAGAUAAAUCCUGAUGAAAGUAACACUACGUAGUAAUAUUUCAGCGUUUAAACUCUUUAUACAGUGGAGCUUCUUAAUAAUGUAGUAAAAUAAAUUUAUCUAACUCGUUAUAUUUAGGGAAGUUUCUUUCUUGAUAUCAUCGAUCGAGAAAAACUCAACAAACCAUCAAUACGACGAUUUUAUAUUUGUGUAAAGUUACAAGACAUAUAACUGAUUUUAAGAUUGACCAUAAUGAAAAGAGUUUGUAUUGUAAGCUUCAGCGUUUGAAGCUAAUUUACAAUUAUUGUAAAAGUGAAAUCGUGUAACGUGAAUGUAUCCAUAGAAUGUUUAAUUAACAGACAGAAAUAUCUUUCAUCUUUCUCGCAAUUAUUAAAUUUCAAAAAUUAUAAAAUUGACUUUACUGCUAAAAAUAUUUUCUUGCUAGAAACGUAAUAAUUUUACUCAAUUGCCAAAGUAAAAAAAUGAAAAUGUAUAAAUGUGAUUUGUGAAUUGAAAGAUAUUUGAGAAAGCAACUUUGGCUCAUUUAUGAAUAUAUUCAAAAUAAUAUAUUUUAAAGAAGUCAUUAGAAGAGAAAAGAAGAUAAAUAAGAAAGAAUGUUUAAGAGAAGUUAAUCAAACGAUAUAUUUAUGAUGAGAGAAUUAACAACAAACCUUGUGAUUGAAAGGAUUUUAAAAAUCGCAUUGAAUUUCAUUAUCGUAUCUAAUGUAAAAAACAUUUUUGUUAAAUAUAUCUUCCUUUUCCAUCAUAAAUUAUUGAAAAAAUGUUAUAAUCUUUGUUGAUUUGAUGAAAUUAGAGAAUAAUUUAUUUUCCAAAUUUAUGAACUUUUCGUAUACAUGCGAAUUAUUCGAAUUUCUGCUUUCGGAAUGUCAUGCGAUUGAUUUCGCAUGUAAAGCAUCAAUCUGCAUGCAUGCGGAAUCUCAAGUGAUAUUUUAGGAGGAAUGUCCAAAUGCGAAAUUUCAUUUCGGAAAAGUGUGCCACGAUUGCCCACGAUUUUAAGGUUUUCCGCAUUUGCCCAUUCACCCUGCUUUCAUUGAAUCAGUUCUUCUUAAUAUUUAAACAUUUAUCGCUGGAAUAUUUGAUAAAAAUAUAUAUUCGAAAUAAAAUUAAUGAACUGUUCUGGUUGUAAACUAAAAGUUAGUUAAGAUAAGGAAAAUGUUUUUGGCAAAGCUAAAAAAUCUUCGAUAUUUUAUUUUUUUUCUCUUUGUGGUAAAAUUUUGUAUUUAAAAAACAAAAAAAAUUCACCCUGCACAUGAUUUAUUUGAAUCUGUUGAUUGCAAUGAUAGAAAAGAUCAAAAUGUACCUUGUUAAAGUUUGAACUGACACAUCACUGCCCUAGAAACAAAUAAUCAAAAGCUGCAGGUUUCAUUGAGAUUAUCUGUCUUCUUAUGUAAGCACGUUUUCAAAACUAAUAAAAGUUUUUUACUUAUAUAACUUCUCAGUGCAAAAUCCACAAUAAAAUAAUGUAAUUAUUUUAAAUAAUUAUAUUAAUUAUAUCUUCCAAUUAAAUGAAGGUUGAGACUUUUUCAUUUUUGAUAGCCAGCAUAAAUCAUUUGAAAUUCAUUCAAUAUCAUUCGUUGUGUUCAUCUAACAUUAACUGGUCCAAAGCAAAUAAAAGAAGGAAGGGAAAACAGAGAACAUUUCUACAAAUAGAUAAAAACAAACUCUAACGCCAGACAAACAGAAAUUUAUUAAAUUAUAUUACAUAACUGAAUAUAACCAAUUUAUUGAUUGAAAUAGAAUCUAAAUUAGGAAGUUUAUGUGUUGAGUACGUCGAGAAUCUCUAACACAGAUUUUCUUUUUAAACAACAAAUCAUUCAUUUAGAUAUUCAGAAUGACAUCAUUUUUAAAUAUUCCCCAUUAACGCAAUUCACGCAAUCUAAAACAAAAAUCAUUUUAAAUAAUGGAAAAAUGUGGAAAUGUUGAGCUAUAAUGAAAACUUUCAACUUAUGCUUAUCGAGAGAAUGCCAAAAAGAAAAAUAAAGAACAGAAAAAGUUAAUCAAAAUAUUGCGACUUUCAAUUUCUUUUAUAAUUUGAUUAAGUUCGUUACAAAUAUUUUUAUUUUUACAUUAAGCGUGAUUUAAGCCAUCAUCAAGGAAUUGAUUAAAUUUAUUUCAUUAUCGUUUUAAGCGAUAUCGUGAUAAGAAAUGUUUUAUUUAUUUAUUUAAGGGAAGAAGAAGUUUGGAUUUUCUUUAAAAAUGCAUUUUAACAUAGUGGCAGCUGAUUCGCAGAAAUCUUUAAUACCAACUGAGACGUCUUUGCACACAUUAACUGCACGUCUCGUAUCGUCUUUAAGUUCAUCUGGCAGCAUUGUGUCGACCGACCUCAUCACUGCAUCGUAUUGAAGUUUUCCUUUCUUAAUAAUUUGGAUCAUUUCUAACACACAGUUGACGUAACAUUUCAGUUCUUUUUUAUCUUGGACUACUCCACUUCUUAGAUCACUAAGAGCAUCUUCACCGACUUUUGUUUUCGUAAUACAAACUUUUCGAAUAGGUUCAGUCGCUUGUUUCAUCUGUUCCACUGUUACCUUAGCACAAUUCACACCACAAAUUAUGAUAAAGAAUCCAAAAAUAUAAAUUGCAUUCGUUGACAUUUUCAAGAUGCUUUUAGCAAG